AUGGGCAAAGCAUUUCAACUGAACAAUGUCUAUCUGAUCAGCGUACUGACGACCAUUGGGGGCCUCAUCCAAGGCUUCGAUGUGUCAAGCAUGUCUGCCAUCAUUGGCACUGAUCAGUACAAGGAGUACUUCCAUGAACCUGAUGCUGUUGCCCAGGGUGGAAUCACUGCUAGUAUGGCUGGUGGAUCGCUACUUGGAGCGCUCUUUUCAGCUUGGACGAGUGAUCGAUGUGGUCGUCGUGACUCACUAUUCAUUGCAUGCAUAUUUUGGUUGAUUGGUUCAACUCUGAUGUGCGCGGUGCAGGAUGUUUCUAUGCUUAUCGUGUCUCGAAUCAUCAACGGACUUAGUGUUGGAAUGCUCACGUCCCAAGGUCCGAUACUCAUUGCUGAAAUCAGUCUUCCUCAUCAACGUGGCAGGCUUCUCUCCUUACAACAGUGGAUGAUAACAUGGGGGAUUCUGAUCAUGUACUUCAUCUCCUUCGGAACAUCCCACAUGAGCAAUAAUGCAGUGUUUCGCAUCCCCUGGGGGAUUCAAAUGAUACCAGCAAUUGUUCUCAUGUCAUGUCUCCCAAUGAUGCCUCGGUCACCUCGCUGGCUUGCUACACAAGAUAGAUGGGAAGAGGCAGUGGCGGUCCUUGCAAGAUUACAUGCCAGGGGAGAUACUCUUGACCCUGUUGUUCUGGCUCAAACAACUGAAAUUCGUGAGAAGGUUGAUCUUGAGCUCCAAUACCAAAGUUCAUCCUGGAUGGAGCUAUUUAACGCACGAAAUAUUGUCCGCGUACACUGCGGUAUUUUCACACACAUUUGGUCCCAAUUAAGCGGAACAAACGCCAUGAUGUAUUACAUUGUUUAUAUCUUCCAGAUGGCUGGUCUCGAAGGCAACAACGCCCUGUUGUCUGCAUCAAUUCAAUAUAUCAUCAAUGUUGUCAUGACACUCCCAGCAUUGAUCUUCAUCGACCGCCUCCCCCGUCGUCGUCUUUUCAUUGGCGGUGCCUUUAUCAUGGCCGUUUUGCAGUUCACUCAGGCAGGCCUUAUGUCUUCAUAUGGGUAUCAUGUUCCAGGAGGACUCAAGGGAUCGCCUACAGUCACUUGGAGGGUUACUAAUGGCAAAGCAUCCAAGGCCAUUAUUGCCUGUUCAUACUUGUUCAUUGCUACCUUUGCGCCCACUUGGGGACCCUUAGGAUGGGCAUACCCACCCGAGAUUAUCCCCCUCUAUAUCCGCAGCAAAUCAGUAUCCCUAGCAACAGUCUUCAACUGGGCCUGCAAUUUUGCUUUAACAUUUUUCACACCACCAGGAUUUAAGAAUAUACAGUGGAGGAUCUAUUGUGUCUUUGGAACCUUCUGCCUUGUUGCCGCCAUACACGCAUUUCUUCUCUUCCCCGAGACAUGCGGAAAGUCUCUGGAAGAAAUUGACGAAGUGUUUAACAACGAAAGUAUUUGGGCCUUUAGAACACGGUCUGAGCCGAGUCGCUUUGCUGCUGAUAUUGAACAGGCCAAGGAGUAUUUGAGUGCUGGGAAAGUGAACACAGCUCGUUUCGAGGCUAAAGCAUAG
Messenger RNA from Penicillium antarcticum, 1551 nucleotides. RefSeq names its product sugar porter family MFS transporter. The coding region runs from base 1 to 1551 and encodes 516 amino acids. The record is from RefSeq and is a predicted model, not a curated record. Gene Ontology annotation, cellular component: membrane. Lineage: Eukaryota; Fungi; Ascomycota; Eurotiomycetes; Eurotiales; Aspergillaceae. The transcript is spliced from 8 exons. Gene Ontology annotation, biological process: carbohydrate transport; transmembrane transport. Gene Ontology annotation, molecular function: carbohydrate:proton symporter activity.